Messenger RNA from Tachyglossus aculeatus (Australian echidna), 2244 nucleotides. RefSeq names its product mitogen-activated protein kinase 8 interacting protein 1 (gene MAPK8IP1). The transcript has 12 exons. Gene Ontology annotation, molecular function: protein binding. Gene Ontology annotation, cellular component: cytoplasm. The record is from RefSeq and is a predicted model, not a curated record. NCBI's taxonomy places the organism in Eukaryota, Metazoa, Chordata, Mammalia, Monotremata, Tachyglossidae. Gene Ontology annotation, biological process: regulation of JNK cascade. Bases 33 to 2126 code for a protein of 697 amino acids.
GCCGCUCGCCCUCCAACCCCACAGCCCAGACCAUGCACCUGGUGGGGAAGAUGGAGUCCAGUCCGGAUGAGGACAGCUGGUUGGAGGAUCAGUGGGAGCACUGGCUCACCCACGACAUCAGCCUAGAGGAAUUUGAGGAUGAAGACCUCUCGGAGAUCACAGAUGAGUGUGGGAUCAGCUUGCACUGCAAGGACAACCUGUCCACUCGGCCCCACCGCACCGUGCUGUGCGGGGUCGGCGGCGGCGGUGGCGGGGCUGGCAGCCGGCUGCAGGCGGAGAUGCUCCAGAUGGACCUGAUUGACGCGGCCGGGGACACCGCCGAGGACGACGACGACGACGACGACGACGAGAAGGGGCGGGAGGGCCGGCGGCAAGGGGCGGGCACGGCCCCCGAGCCCGGCAAGGAGACGGCCCCUCUCGGCAUGGACACCUACCGGCCCAAGCGGCCCACCACCCUCAACCUCUUCCCGCAGGUGCCCCGCACGCAGGACACACUGAACAACAACUCCCUGGGCAAGAAGCACAGCUGGCAGGAGCGGGUAUCCCGCUCGUCCUCCCCUCUGAAGACGGGCGAGCAGACCCCUCCCCACGACCACGUCUGCCUCAGCGAUGAGCUGCCCCUCCAGAACGGCCCUGCCCCGACCAAGGACCGCGGCACGUCCACAGACAGCCCCUGCCGCCGCAGCGCGGCCACCCAGAUGGCGGCCCCGGCCGGCAGCCCCCCGCCCGCCCCGCGCGGCCCCGAGAAGGCCCAGGCCCCCGGCGGCCGACAGCCCCCGCACCGUGACCGCAUCCACUACCAGACCGACGUGCGGCUGGAGGCCACCGAGGAGAUCUACCUGACGCCCGUGCAGCGGCCUCCCGACCCGCCCGAGCCCCCCGAGCCGGCCCCGGCCUUCCUGCCGCCGGGGGCCGAGUGCCGCAUGUCGGUCAGCUCGGACCCCGACCCCGCCGCCUACCCGCCGGCCCCGGCCCGGCCCCACCCCUCCAUCAGCGAGGAGGACGAGGCCCCCGACCGCCCGUCGUCGUCGUCGUCGCCGUCCCCGGAGAGGGGCGGGCGGCGGGGGGCCCGGGGUCGGCCCCCGCGGGCCUCGCUCAGCUCGGACACCAGCGCCCUGUCCUACGACUCGGUCAAGUACACGCUGGUGGUGGACGAGCACGCCCAGCUGGAGCUGGUCAGCCUGCGGCAGUGCUACUCGGGCUACAGCGACGAGAGCGACUCCGCCACCGUCUACGACAACUGCGGCUCGUCGCCCUACGAGUCGGCCAUCGGCGAAGAGUACGAGGAGGCCGCCCGGCCCCGGCCCUCCGUCUGCCUGUCCGAGGACUCCACCCCCGACGAGCCCGACGUCCACUUCUCCAAGAAGUUCCUCAACGUCUUCAUGAGCGGCCGCUCCCGUUCCUCCAGCGCCGAGUCCUUCGGGCUGUUCUCCUGCACCAUCAACGGGGAGGAGCAGGAGCAGACCCACCGGGCCGUGUUCAGGUUCGUGCCCAGGCACGAGGACGAACUGGAGCUGGAGGUGGACGAUCCUCUGCUGGUGGAGGUCCAGGCGGAGGAUUACUGGUACGAGGCCUACAACAUGCGCACCGGCGCCCGCGGCGCCUUUCCCGCCUACUAUGCCAUCGAGGUCACCAAGGAGCCCGAGCACGUCACAGCCCUGCCCGAGGACAGCGACUGGGUGGACCAGUUCCGGGUGAAGUUCCUGGGCUCCGUCCAGGUGCCGUAUCACAAGGGCAACGACGUGCUCUGUGCCGCUAUGCAAAAGAUCGCCACCACCCGCCGGCUCACCGUGCACUUUAACCCGCCCUCCAGCUGUGUCCUGGAGAUCAACGUGCGAGGGGUCAAGAUUGUCGUCAAAGCCGAGGACUCACAGGACCACCAGGGGAAUAAAUGUAGCCACUUUUUCCAGUUAAAGAACAUCUCUUUCUGCGGAUACCAUCCAAAGAACAACAAAUACUUUGGAUUCAUUACCAAACACCCGGCCGACCAUCGGUUCGCCUGUCACGUCUUCGUGUCGGAAGAGUCCACCAAAGUGCUGGCAGAGUCUGUAGGGAGAGCUUUCCAGCAGUUCUACAAGCAGUUCGUGGAGUACACCUGCCCCACAGAAGACAUCUACCUGGAGUAGCAGCACUGCCCCCCUCCCUCAACGUAUCCCACCCCCUCUGGCCCCGGGGCGGGGGCAGCCCGCUUAGACCUGGAGCCGGAGUUAGGGGCCGGCUGGUCCCUGGGCAGGAUGCUCCUGC